Molecule: messenger RNA, 2245 nt
Organism: Ceraceosorus guamensis
Lineage: Eukaryota; Fungi; Basidiomycota; Exobasidiomycetes; Ceraceosorales; Ceraceosoraceae
Exons: 10
Coding region: 309-2078 (589 amino acids)
Biological process (GO): protein folding; protein peptidyl-prolyl isomerization; protein polyubiquitination
Cellular component (GO): catalytic step 2 spliceosome
Molecular function (GO): peptidyl-prolyl cis-trans isomerase activity; ubiquitin-ubiquitin ligase activity
Source: RefSeq, a predicted model, not a curated record
CCAUCUUCUAUCACCAUCUCGAUCCAUACCGCUCGCACCCAUUCACUUGCACGCCUUUCCCUCUCCAUCUCGGUUACUUCCCACAGCCAACCAUAGAUCGCAGUCCUGCCCUAGCUAGAGACCAUAGCCUCAAUAGCAACCUUUUGCGAGGACCGAGCGUCCGGCACACAACCACAUUCGCAUCACACUGCAUUUCUCACCUCCACCUGAGUGCUCCAGGACGCCCUGGCUUAUGGUACGCCCGGCUCUCGUCUAGCUACCUCACCUACUGCACUGCGAAUCUCACCUUUACCCUACAGAUUGAAAAGAUGGGCAAGAAGACGGACAAGCUGUACAUCACCCAUGGCGAGCACUCGGGUUUCUUUGGGCAGCAUUCCGCAGGGAGCGUAGGCAACAAGGCUGCUCUCUCAUCCGCCCAUGAUGGCAUGCAAGCGCUACCCUUUGAUUGCUGCGCUCUCACGCUGGCUCCAUGGACCAAUCCUGUGUGCACAAGGGAAGAGGGAACCAUCUUCGAGUUGACUCACGUCAUACCGUACCUCAACAAGUACGGCACAAAUCCUGCUACUGGGCAAGCAAUGCAGAUCAAGGAUCUAGUCAAGCUCAAUUUUCACAAGAACGAGAACGGCAAAUACCAUGAUCCUGUGUCUUUCAAGGAGUUCAACGAGCAUACACACCUCGUGGCUGUUAGCACGACAGGCAACGUCUUCUCCUGGGACACUGUCCACUCGCUCAACAUCAAAGCCAGACAUAUGGUCGACCUGAUUUCAGAUGAGCCAUUCAAGAAGUCAGAUCUAAUAACGCUGCAGGACCCGCAUGGUAUGGGUGAGGCGUCGAGUUCUGGGGCUUCAAAGCCUCACAAGAGAAGUCUGUCGGAGAUGCAUCAUGUGAAGCACGGGCACGUGGUACCUCAGGCCAGCGAUUCCUUGCAAGAGAUCAACACCAGUGCAGCAGGUGGAGCGUCGAAGCUGCUGGAUCGUGUUCGAGCAUCACAGCCUAGUUCCUCCGCCUCCAACAUUGCGGCACCCGCACCGCCGGCACUUGCGAACAUAGGAACAGCAAAAAAAGCGGUGCCCUACAACGCUACUUCGGCAUCCACGGGCAUGACUGCAGCCAGCUUUACGUCAAGCGGCCUGACGCCAGUGACCAAAAGCGAGAGGCAAACUAUCAAUGAGGAAGAAUUUAUGCUGGAAAAAGUGGCUGCUGGAGAAGGGCUUGGAGCGGCUUGGAACAAGGGGAAGAAGAAGGCCAGUCCGAGGGCUUUUGUUCGGGUCACUACGAACUUUGGCCCCAUCAAUGUGGAGCUCUACUGCGAUAAGGCACCAAAAACGUGUUACAACUUCCUGACGCUGGUGAAAAGGGGAUACUAUGACGAUACGGUCUUCCAUCGUCUAAUACCAGGAUUCAUGGUACAAGGCGGCGAUCCGACUGGAACUGGUAGAGGCGGUGCUAGCAUGUGGGACCAACCUUUCAGAGACGAACUGGAUUUGCCCGGCGCGCUCAGGCAUGAUUCCCGAGGCUCGCUGAGCAUGGCAAACAAGGGUCCCGCGACGAAUGGUAGUCAGUUCUUCUUCACCUUCCGGGACCAGAUCUCAAGCCUCGACCACAAACAUACCGUUUUUGGAAAGAUGCUUCCAGGCGAACCUACAUUGGACAACAUCGAGCGCGUGCCUACCGAGAAGGGCACAGAUCGGCCGCUCAGGAGUGUGCGAAUCUUCGAGAUCAGAUGUCUCGACGAUCCUUUCGAGGCUUACAAAGCAGAGCUCGCUAGGCAGCAGAGUAGAGACAGUGUGGAAGAAGUCGCGAAGCGGGAAGAGAAGAGGAAGCGGAGAGAGGAAGAUCGGACCACCUGGCUGGGCACCAACCUUGGGGAGAAGAGGCAGCGAAGCGCUCUCGGGGAGGAAUCGGAGCUGGGAGCGAUGGGUACGGCAUCUGGCGUUGGCAGAUACAUGAAGGCCACGACGAGCGUACAGAAGGAUGGAGUAGACCAGCAGGGCGAACCGAUCGGGGAAUCUUUUGCGAAGCGAAAGAAGAAAGCGACGGCUUCUGACGGUGGCUUUGGUGACUUUUCGGGCUGGUAGGGGAACCCUUGAAGACGGCGUUCUUAUUCCGUAGUGCGCAGCUCACCGAGUGCAAUAUUCAACGAUGUCCCCACUGUGUGUGACCAAUUGUAUCGUGCGCUCAAGCAGACGAUACUGUUGAACUUGAUUUAUCGAUGCCAGAACAGAAGCGGCCUCUGAGCUGAAAG